AUGCAACAACAAAAACAACAAGAAAUUCUGUAAGAAAUUUAGGAGAAAACAACAUUCUAUAAAGGAAAAGUAAAUCAAUUUUUUUAAAAUCAAAUCUUUGAGUAAGAUUCAUUAAAGGCAAAAAUAAAAAAAUCUAAGUAAAAUAUUGUGAAAAAUGUGAAUUAAUCUAGAAUGUAAGAAAAAGAUUAGAAAUCAAAGAAUUUUAAAAGAAAUAAAUCCAGAAAGGAGCGUAAAUAAUAAAAAUUACAAAAAAUGAUCUAUAAAUUUAAUAAUAUGUAGAUUGAGUGA
Messenger RNA from Paramecium sonneborni, 288 nucleotides. The record is from the annotation of a GenBank genome assembly. NCBI's taxonomy places the organism in Eukaryota, Ciliophora, Oligohymenophorea, Peniculida, Parameciidae.